Messenger RNA from Porites evermanni, 273 nucleotides. NCBI's taxonomy places the organism in Eukaryota, Metazoa, Cnidaria, Anthozoa, Scleractinia, Poritidae. The record is from the annotation of a GenBank genome assembly.
AUGUUAAAAGGCACUACCUUACCUUGCAGCAGCGCUCAGGGUAAAGGAACUUGUUCUGAUUACUUAAAAAUGAAUGGUUUCGUUUGCGAAAAUAUAUCUCCAAAUACAGGGAUGUCUACUACUAACAUUUUUUGCAGAGCAACAGAAAAAAACAAAACAAAACAAAACAAAAAGAUUCUUAGUUUGUCAACCUGAUGACAAUAACCUCGCCAUUAAAGGACAGCUCAAUGUUUUGGUUUAUCAGUUUAUAGUUACCCUACGCGUUGUUGUUAA